Leptinotarsa decemlineata (Colorado potato beetle) is the source of this 977-nucleotide messenger RNA. Its product is annotated as leishmanolysin-like peptidase. Lineage: Eukaryota; Metazoa; Arthropoda; Insecta; Coleoptera; Chrysomelidae. The record is from RefSeq and is a predicted model, not a curated record.
GUAGGCAACUAUUCUUAUGAAUGUUUUCAUGCUAAUCAAGAGAUCAACAUAAGGAUAAUCAACAGUGGAUGGUUGCACAAAGGUGCUAUUGUUUGUCCGCCCUGUAAAGAAAUAUGUGCUAAAGAAUUCCAGUCACGAGGAGAAUAUUGUAAAGCAGGGGACGAAUCUCCUCCUUCUACGUCAUACCCAAGAGAUGAACUCGUCUGCGGCUGUCAUAUCUCUCGAGCAAGCUCCCUAUUGUUGGCGUUGCUGAUGAUACUUUUGGUCAUCAUUUAAUUUUCAGAAUAGGAUGUCAUCACUCUUUCAGUUCUUUAAAUAUUAUCAUUUGAUGUGUCGUAUUGAGAUUCAGUUCUGGGUUCAUUUAGGCAUAGCUAAUGUGUCAAUGACUGACUUAGAAUAGAAAAUUGAAUCUUGACUGAACAUGAGUAAGCAUUGACUUGAUUUUAAUUGAGUUAUCCGAUGUUUUUCAAGUUUUGUGGCAUAAUUUUGUGCAUUCAUUGACAAUUGUUGGUCAGGAUGUUUCGAUGUUUUAUAUAUGAUGUGAUAAUGCAAUAUCACCAGUCUUAUUUACCAUUAUUUUACUGAAAUACAAUGGCUCAGAGCUACUAACAGAUCUUUCAUGUUACCUUGAAUCUACGUUUGAAUUGAAAAUAUAUUUUUCUAAAUAAUCAACAUCUGAUUAUUGUAUGCAGUCGAUAUAACUGUUCAUAAUUAUUUUUAGUGUGCCAAUUUCCGUACAGCAAACCAAGUGCUCACAAGCUACGCCCGUUGCUGUGAUCAAAAAGUUCAUUUUUUGAAGCUUCUUACAUGUUAAAAGCAUAGGUGUCAAUUGAUAUUAUUCUAGAAGUGUUUCUGAAAAGUUGUAGAAGAAUCGUGCCAGACUAGCGUUUCAAUAUGAUAUUCAAAAUUUAUGUCAGGAAGAAAUAAACUGAUGAGGUCCAAUCAAUUGGCCUAAAUUGAUCAAUAAACCUUUAUCA